Molecule: messenger RNA, 1769 nt
Organism: Chenopodium quinoa (quinoa)
Lineage: Eukaryota; Viridiplantae; Streptophyta; Magnoliopsida; Caryophyllales; Amaranthaceae
Product: protein YeeZ-like
Exons: 8
Coding region: 522-1598 (358 amino acids)
Source: RefSeq, a predicted model, not a curated record
AAAUCUCCAUUGAACAUCUUUUCGAAUUUCAGUCGAAUACUCGAAUUCAUGAAGCUAGCAAAUUGUUAACUUCUAAUCUUCUCCUCCGUAACCAAACUAAGUUUGGUCUAGUGGAAAGGAGAGCACCUUUCAACCAUGAGGUUGGAGGUUCAAUCUCCACUAGUGACAAUUUGGGGAUGAGAUUCCCUUACUUUCCCCCCGCUCUUCCAAAUUGUCUAGCCUAGUAACCAGGACUGGGUUGACCCGUGAGGGAUUCUGGCCCAGUAGGGCCCUUCAUCUUACCAAAGAAAAAAAAAACCUUCUAUUCCGUAUUAUGGCUGAAAAUACAAAUUCAUCCCAACUUACCUAGUCAAAAUGACAACAAUGCCCCUUCAAAAACAGAUGAGAAACUUGUAUUUUCUCGUUAAACCCUUGUUCUCCUGCACAACAGCACAAAGCAUCAAGCUUAUGAGUUAUGCACAAGAACUUGCUUGAAAUUUCAACUCUACGAAUUGGCUUUCUCAAGUUUAUAGUUUUCGCAAAUGAAAGUUCAUACCAUACCGGCGGCACAACUUCCGAAAGCUCCGGCGUUAAUCCGGCGAAAUCUCCGGUGUCCCACUUCACCAAAGUUCCUAACUUUAUCGUCAUUGCAAACUCCAUCGUCAACAACUCACUUAAAAUCUGAAAUUGAGAGCAAAAAACUUGAGUUUCCUACCAAAAAAAUGUUUAUUCUUGGCAUGGGUUAUGUGGGUCAAUUCUUUGCUCAAGAGCUCAAGAAUGAAGGAUGGGAAGUUGCAGGUACUUGUAUGAGCGAUGCAAAGAAAAAGGUUCUUGAACAAAAGGGAUUUGAUACCUUUGUUUUUGAUGCAAUGGAACCAGAAUGGAAGUUCCUCGAUAGACUAAAAUGCUGUACUCACCUUUUAGUUUCCAUUCCCCCAAUUUUGGAUAUUGGUGAUCCAAUUCUUCAACAUGAAGAUACCUUUAAAGAAAGUUUGGUAGAUGGAAAUCUCCAGUGGCUUUGUUAUUUGUCAACUACAAGUAUAUACGGAGAUGCUAGAGGAGCAUGGGUUGAUGAAAAUAAUAUCCCUGAGCCUUCAAGCAAUUUAGCCAAAAUGAGACUAAAGUCAGAGGAAGGGUGGUUAAAGCUGGGACAAGAUCUUGACCUCUCAACCUAUGUAUUUCGACUUGGUGGUAUAUAUGGCCCUGGAAGAAGUGCUAUUGAUACUAUUCUAAAGAAGAAAGAAAUGUCAGAACGUCAGAAGAGGAGAGCAACUAGAAAUUUUACAUCCCGGGUUCAUGUUGCAGACAUUUGUCAAGCUCUUAAAGCAAGCAUUUCAUUGCAUGUCCAGAGGAAGAUUUAUAAUGUUGUUGACGAUGAUCCUGCCUCUAGAGCCGAAGUCUUUGCCCUUGCGCACCAACUGAUAAAGCAAAAAUGGCCUGGUCUGAUUGGUGCUAUUGAUAACUCUAUCAAUAGCAUACUUCUUGGGGGUGCAGAAAAACGAGUGAGCAAUGCUCAUAUCAAGAAAGAAUUGGGCGUAAAAUUAUUGUAUCCUAGUUAUAGAUCAGGGCUCCAAAGUCUCAUAGACAAUAUGGAGGAUCCUCUUGUACGUAGUGAUUAAUUAAUGUUUGUAAUUACCCUUUCUAUCAAUCAUAAAGAUAGAAGCCCCUUUUGGCAAUUAGAGGUUAACUACUUGUAGUUGGCUGGUUUUGUUAGCUAGUUCAGUUAUUGUAUUUGUUGUUUGUGUGAUACUGCUGUGUAAUGGGGAAAGUUACAUUUUUCUUUUUUUUUU